Molecule: messenger RNA, 1049 nt
Organism: Capsella rubella
Lineage: Eukaryota; Viridiplantae; Streptophyta; Magnoliopsida; Brassicales; Brassicaceae
Product: probable U3 small nucleolar RNA-associated protein 11
Exons: 9
Coding region: 154-840 (228 amino acids)
Biological process (GO): rRNA processing
Cellular component (GO): small-subunit processome; nucleolus
Source: RefSeq, a predicted model, not a curated record
UAUUCUGUCUUCUACUCCUCUCCAGAAAUCGAGUUCAGGUCAUCGGUGAAAUAGUUGUGUUCCCGGCGAGUGCUUCUUCUACUUUCGUCUCUAUUCUGGACGCCAUCUAAUAUCUAGGAUUCUCCUGUAUUUCACCGUUAAGAGCCAUCAAACAUGUCGUCGCUGCGUAAUUGUGUUCCGCGGCCUGCUCACAAGGAGCGAUCUCAACCUCAAGCGAGGAAGAGGUUUGGUAUCCUCGAGAAGCAUAAGGAUUAUGUUAUCCGAGCUAAAGCUUUUCACAAAAAGCAGGAAACUUUAAAGAUACUUAGACAGAAGGCAGCAUUCAAGAAUCCAGAUGAAUUCAACUUUAAGAUGAUCAAUAGUAAAACAGUUGAUGGAUAUCAUAGAUCAAAGGAUGAGGUAAAUAAAUACUCUGCAGAAGAGCUCAUGAUAAUGAAGACCCAAGAUAUAGGAUAUGUGUUCCAAAAAUGGCAGAGUGAGAAAAACAAAAUUGACAAGCUUACUGCAUCACUGCAAUGUACUGAGGGUCAGUCUAGUCGUAGACAUGUUUACUUCGCAGAAGACAGAGAGGAGGCUAGAGAACUGGAUUUACAAAGUAGAAGCAAAAGUGAUAUCUCUGCGAUAGAGAUCCCGAAAGAUAUUAAAAAGAAAAUGGAUAGGUCCUAUAGAGACCUUGAGGCACGGAAGAGCAGGGCUAAAGAUUUGGAAAAGUUAUACAUGGAUAUGUCAAUGCAGAAGGAAUUACAGAAAAAGGGUCGCAAACGUAAGCUGCGUGAAGACGAGAUACUGAAUCCAAAUGGUAAACCGGUAUACAAAUGGCGUGCUGAUAGAAAGCGCUGAAGAAAAGCUUUCAUGGUUGUGUAGCUUCACAUCAUUGUUCUGAUCUCUACUAAAGUUUAUAUAGCAGAGUUUUAUUAUACUUUUUGAUCUUUAGAACCUGCAAACAUUAGAUGCAAAUUUUGGUGGGAUAUUUUUGUUUACUUUAAACUUUAUUUUUGUUGGAUAUCUGGAAAAGCUUUUGCUAAUGUGAUUGACGAAAUUUAAACACA